Molecule: messenger RNA, 834 nt
Organism: Haliaeetus leucocephalus (bald eagle)
Lineage: Eukaryota; Metazoa; Chordata; Aves; Accipitriformes; Accipitridae
Product: basic salivary proline-rich protein 1-like
Exons: 1
Coding region: 1-834 (277 amino acids)
Source: RefSeq, a predicted model, not a curated record
AUGGCGCCCGGCAGCCUUCGGAACGCCUGCCCUGCCGGAGGCCCACGCUUCCCUCCCACCCUGCCUACUGUGAGGCUCGGGGCUUCGGAACACACGAGAUUUCCUCAGGUUUUCUCGGCUCUCAGACACUUUGGUUCGGGCGGAAGGCCAGGACCCGCGCGGCAAGGCCUCAGGCACUUGACUGGGCUGGGCGGGCCGGGCGGGGCCAUGGUGGGCUGGGCUGGGCGGGAGAGGUCAGGACUGGGCCGGACUGGCCUCCAACCGGCCUCUGGACCCCACCCGCGGGGAGAAGCCGUGCCUCACCACUGCCCCUCCGCAGAAGCCCCGGCGGGGCCGGCGCCGCGCCGCGCAUGCGCAAGAGGCGGGGCGGAGGCCGCACACGCGCCGUACCGGCCGCGGGCGCCAAAAGCGAGACCAAGAUGGCGGCGCCCGCGGCGAGGAAGGGAAGCUGAGGGCGCGCGAGGCGCGGUCAGCGGGCUCCCGCGCGCAGGUAACGGUCCCUCAGCGGUGGGCGCGAGCGCGGGGCUCGCCUCCUGUCAGGCCAACGGCUCUAACUGCCGACGGUCUCUGCUCCUCACGCUCCCCCUCGGGCGGCCUUUGCCUCCGGUGCCUGCAACCGUGCGCCUUCCGCGCUUCCCCCGGCCCGCUGCGUUCGUCUGGCUGCCCCCGCCGCAGCCCCUCGCAGGCGGCCGUGCCGGCGGCGCGGUGAACCGCAGCACCCCUCUGAGUCUCCCGCCCUGCCGUGAUUGGUCUUUCCCGCCGAGGGAGCUGCCUGUUCCUGUACCUGCUGCCCCAGCAGCCGGCCACCGCCCCACCAGGGCUUUUGCUAGUUAA